ACCGUAAUUUACCCUUUUUGAAUUGUUUGAUGUAUUAACCCUAAUUUGUUUGAAUCCUAAUAAUAAACGAUUCUUCAUUAUCUAGGGUUAAUAAAUCUCUAGCUAAUUAGUAAUUAAUUAGCAAUCAAGAAUGGCAACGGAGGAGAAGAGAUCAAAAACCCUGGACCAUCUUCCCCAAGAAAUAAUCGAAGAAAUCCUAUACAAACUUCCGGUUAAAUCCCUGUUCAGAUUCAAGUGCGUUUCGAAACGAUGGCGUUUUUUAAUCUCCAGCAAAAAAUUCGCCCAACACCACCUCAAGAAAUCAAGAACAAAUUUGAGCCGUCAAAAGCUCAUCAUCUUGAACAGUGACGUCAUCAACCGCAGUUUCAGGUCAUGCUCUCUCCAAACCCUAAUCGAGAAUUCGAACGUCGCGAGUUUCGAUCAUCAUCGGAUGGACCUGCGCACAGCCGAUCGCAUCCCCAUGAGAAGUAGUAGCAGUAUCACCAGUUUUUCCGAUGAAAGAGACGAGCACUAUAACCUCCGCCGGCUGUACAACCCGACCACACAUUAUCCGAUGAUGGCGACGACGAUGAUGACGUCAGCGAGAAGAACGAGAAGGAGGUUUAGUAACUACCCUCGCUGCGAUUUUUUACUCGAGGUGUUGGGAUCGUGCAACGGGUUGCUACUCGUCUCGGUUGAUGUGAGGAAUUUAAUUUUAUGGAACCCUACAACGAGACAAGCCAAGAAUAUUUCCCCGCCCGAGAACCGCAGUCGUUAUUUUUAUAGCGAUGACUUUAUAGACGGCGGAUCUUUCGUGUACGGAUUAGGGUACGAUGAAUCCACCGAGGACUACAAGGUCGUCUGUUUUUUCGUCGAGUACGAAAAGCCGCACAAUACCACCACCACGAUGAUUUACAGUAGGAGGGCUAAUUCUUGGAAGAGAGUCGAGAGUUUCGAAAAGGGCUUUUUUAGGUUGGAUAUUUGCGGCACGUUUGUGAACGGAAAGCUGCAUUGGAUGACGGAGGAGGACAAGAAUAAACGCGGUCGUUGGGAUAUUGUUUCUCUUGAUUUGGCGGAGGAGAAAUACGAAAUGGUGGGCCCACCGCAGAGCCGUACGCAUUAUCGACCACGGUUGCACGAUUUGGGAGGUUGUCUAAGUUUGACUAGUUUUGACCGGAAUUUGGAUAUGGAUGUUUGGGUUAUGACGAAAAAGUGUGGCGAGGCGGAAUAUUCUUGGACUAGGGUUUGGAAACUUUGUUGCGAUAUGAUGUUAUACGGCCAUCGCGGAAAUACUGUGUGCCCGUUGUGGUUGACGAGAAUCGAGAAUGGAGAUAUCGUAGUGACUUUUGCAGUGUCGUAUGGAUUGGACGUGGUUGUUUAUAAUGGAAGUAAUGUGUUGCAUACGUCUCGAGUUCGUACGGUUGACGAUCCGAGUUGCCUCGAUGUUGAGUUUGAAGCCAAAAUCUUUGUCGAAAGCUUAGUUUCACCGUUUGGGGAUCAACAAUGAUCGAUCUACUGUCGUAUAUGUUCUGUGACUUAAAUCUUUUUAAUUUUCAAAAUAACAUGUUUCUAAUUUAUGAAUAUUUAGUCAUCUUUUUCUAGACAUUGUUUUGAUUUCAAGAAUUUUGGGGGUUUAUUAGAAGCGAAUUUAUAUAUAAUGUUCUUGUCUAUGAAUAUAUUACAGGCAAUAUAGUGUACAUAUAUACACACACACACACUCACACUUCAUAGCUUAAACCAUUGCUAUAUAUUUUCUCCAUUAGUGCUAUUAUGUAUAAUCGUAGAUCUGCAC
This is a messenger RNA of Erythranthe guttata (spotted monkey flower), 1771 nucleotides long. Its product is annotated as F-box/kelch-repeat protein At3g23880. Gene Ontology annotation, molecular function: protein binding. NCBI's taxonomy places the organism in Eukaryota, Viridiplantae, Streptophyta, Magnoliopsida, Lamiales, Phrymaceae. The record is from RefSeq and is a predicted model, not a curated record.